Messenger RNA from Harmonia axyridis, 1507 nucleotides. RefSeq lists its product as uncharacterized. The record is from RefSeq and is a predicted model, not a curated record. NCBI's taxonomy places the organism in Eukaryota, Metazoa, Arthropoda, Insecta, Coleoptera, Coccinellidae. Bases 251 to 1507 code for a protein of 418 amino acids. The transcript is spliced from 2 exons.
UUCAUUUUUUGAUUUCAUAACUGCAUGUAAUGAUUUUCAAUGACUGAAUACCUUGAAGAUAAUGAUUUUCAUUUGAAAACGUUUGUAAUAUAUUUCAAUCAAUCGAUUGUUCUUGAAAACGUCAACGUAGAGGGAAUGUCUAUGGUUUCAAUUUAAUAUUUAAAAUUUUAGAUAAUCUUGCUCUGGAGAAGAUUCAAAAAGAUACAUAGGUAUCUGAAUACAUAUUACAUAUUGAAAUACAUAUUGGAAAAUGGUUAUCAAAAGAUCGAAAAAAAUUGGGAAAAAACCCAAAGGAGGUUUCAAUGCGUCUAAGAAAAUUAAACCAGAUAUUUCCAAUUCGACAAAUCCUCAACCGAAAGUACCUCCGCCGUUCGAAAAUGUUAACAAUGACAAUUUGAAUUACAAUGUUGUUGAAGAUGCGGAAGUUAAUUCUGUAAGGGAUAGGAGUAUAAUCAGGGGAACGCGAAGUCAGAAUGAUUUGAGAUUUAGUUUAGAGUCACGCAAUCAUCAAUGCACAACAAACGCGGCAGUGGCAGUAGCAUAUAGUAAAGUAUUUCCAUUCAGUUCAUGGGAUACCAUAAUAAUUGAUAAUAUUCUCGAUUAUGGAGAUCAGCUUUAUAAAAAAUCCGUAGCAAUGCGAACGUCACAAAAUGCACCUGAUCUAUUCGUUGUAGAGGUGUAUCCAAAUUUCAUUAUUGCGAACGUAUUUUAUUCAUUACGAGUAAAUGAGAUGGAUUCGGUGACGGGGUUUGUAGGAUUAGGAAGACGAGGAGAAAUAGAUGUACCCUUAGCACAAGGCAUUGAGAGAAUUUUUCAAAAUUUCGAAUGUGCUAUUUUUACGUGUGGUCUUUUGUCGACUGGCCUGGCUAAAGUCGGAAAUUCCAUUUAUUUAUUUGAUUCCCACAGUCGCGAUAAUAAUGGAAUGGGUAUUGAAGAAGACGGUAAGGCCUGUUUACUUAAAUUUUCAAACGACCAAGAUUUGCUUAACUUCAUGUUGCAAAACUAUAACAACGAUUAUUUAUAUACCUUAGUCCCAGUUCGAGUAGAAAUUGGUUCCGUCGGUGAUUUAUCUGAUGUAGUUGAUUUUCAUACGUUGACAUUAUAUGAAAACCAGAACUCCAGUGUCGUUCGAUCACAAAAAUUUCGAACUAAAAAUAUUUCUACAUUUAGAAAAACAAAUCAGGUGACAACUGAGCCAGAUAUGGAUUGUUCUUCUUCGGCGUUCCCAGGAAAAACCAUAGGUAUUACUUCCCAUUACCUGGGUCCAAUGAAUCGAACAUGUUCGUUCUGCGACGCCCUUUUCUUUAAUAAAGAAUACAUGACAUGCUGCAAUAAAGGCGCUAUCAAACUUCCGGAACAGUCCGUCUAUCCAGAUUUAUUGAAGGCUUUAAUAACGGAUGCGCAUCCUCAGUCAAGUAACUUCAUCAAAAAUAUUCGAAGGUACAACCAUAGACUUAUUAUCCUAAGGAGACGAAACAUCCCCGUACUGGGACUCGCUUUGUUGUGA